CUUAACUCUCCAAAGUUACAGGAAAUACGUUAUUUUUUAAUAUGGGCAACGUCAUUGAAACGUUUGCUUCGGGCUUAGGAAAUGCUAUUGGCAAACUCUUCAAUUCUCCAAUUGAAUAUCUUUCCGGAAAGUCUUGCAGCUCAGUGUGUGGACCAACAUGGGAUCUCAUUUGCUAUAUCGAGAAUUUUUGUGUUGCCAAUCUCCUCAAGCUAGCCAUGGUAUUUAUGCUAUUGUACAUUGUUCUCUUGUUCCUCUAUCUGGUGCAUAAAUUGGGCAUAUGUGGAUGUCUUUGCCGGUCUUCUUGCAAAAUGAUAUGGACAUGUUUCUCUUCUUGUUUCCAUGUUUGGGAGUAUUCUUGUACUUUCUUGUGUGUUAUGCUACACAAGCUCAAGAGAAGAAGACGAAGAAGAAGAAGAAGAAGAAGAAGGAGGUUCAGAAUGGACAUGAAUCAAGAGUUCUACUUUAAGACUGGAGAAGAUUACACAGAUGAAAGCCUUUCAUACCAUUUUCCAGCGUCUGCAAAAACAAGCAGGUCAAUUUCGCGUAGAAGGAGAGACUAUAAAGGCUCCCAUUUAAGGAGGUCUUUGCAGCCUAGGAAACAUCAUGCUCGAGUUGAAAUUAGUAGAGAUCUUAGAUAUAAAAGAAAUCAUAGUCAUGGAGAUCCCAGUUACACAAGCAUUGCCACUAAGCAUGGCAAUUACAUAGGCACAUUCCAUGACAUCAAGGUAACUCGUACAUCUAAGUUUGCAAAAGGUAUAACUAAAAGGAAAAGAGUUCUUCCAAGGCAGAGAAGGUAGAACAUUUUAGUUGAGGGUACGCAUACAAGCACUUUGUAUCAAUAUGCAUCCUUGUGAUUUGUUAGGAUGAAAUAGAUUUUUAUUUUUUUUAUUUUUUUAUUUCCUUGUUAUGUAUUCUUUCAUAACAGGGGAAAAGGCAUUAACUAAAGAUAAAGAAAAUGACUUUGACAGCUGCACAUUCAAAACACUUCUUAUUGAAGUUUUCUUGUAUCUUUUCUUUUGGUUUUUUCCCUCUUGUGAAAUAACAAUGAGAAAGGUUCUACAAAGCAUUUUUGUUUCUUUUAUUUUGAUUUCUGUAUCAAGA
Molecule: messenger RNA, 1101 nt
Organism: Glycine soja
Lineage: Eukaryota; Viridiplantae; Streptophyta; Magnoliopsida; Fabales; Fabaceae
Exons: 3
Coding region: 42-797 (251 amino acids)
Source: RefSeq, a predicted model, not a curated record